AGAAAAAUCUGCCAGCACGCGUCAACGACGGGAACAAAACAAAAAAAAGACAAGAAAAACAGCCGAAGCAAAAGUGACUAUCGAAAAUUUUCACCUCAAACUCACGGGAGUUGUUGCGCGAAAACGGCAGUACGGUGUCUGAAAUUCGACUGAUUCCUGCACCGAAAAACUCUUGCCGGCAAACGAUGGACUACGAAUCGGGCGAGACCUGUCUUACGUGUCCGCGGAAACCGUUGAAUUUCUACAGGAUAGGAUCCAAAAGUGGAGGUGGCGUUACGCCCCAUCAAAAUGUGGCAGCCGUCCUUGGGCGACAUUUUUGGUUUCGGGAACACGACCUCCAGGACGAUAUUAUUUGUAAGGUUUGCUGGGAAAAGGUAAGUGAAUUUCAUCAGUUCUAUCUAGAGGUGGAAAAGCUGCACCAGCACCGGGAUCCAGUUCCAUUACCGGUAUUUGUGAAGGAAGAACGGAGCGUUGUCUCGGAGGAAGUGAUCGACUCGGAAUCGCUCCUGCUCAGUAUCGAACACCUAGAAACUAAAAUUAAAGAAGAGGAUGAACUGGUUGUCGAAGCGGUCGAGUACAUCGAUCAAACGGAAAGCGAACGGGAUGAUGAUUAUGAGAUCGAACAGGAAUCGGAUGGAGAAAAAGCUGAAGAGCCCGUAAAACCGGUAAAAACGAAAACAGAAGAAUUAGUAGAACCUCGGCCGAAGAGAAAGUACACUCGGAGACGAAAUUCGGCGUCAAAGGCACUUAUCGUUAAAGGAGAAACUUCGUCGACUCCAGCAAAAUCCGGUGAAGAGCGUGAAGCGGAGGACGAAUUUAUCAAGCAACACGCUCGCUAUGUGUGCGAAGAAUGCAAUGUGGAGUUUGAACAGUUUCACGUGUUUCAAAGACAUUGCAUGCAAACGCACCAAAAAGAAGGGUAUAUUACAUGUUGCGGGAUUCGACAUCGUAAGCGGUCGGUUUUGUACCAACACGUUCAGCACGUGCUAAACCCAGAAGCAUUCAAGUGUGACAUCUGUGGCAAGACCUACAAAAACCGAUUCGGCUACAACCGACAUAAGAAGGAGAGCCACGCGACGGAGGAGGAACGUGCCUUCAAAUGCCACCGAUGUCCGAAAUCGUUCAUCAGAGAAAGGGCUCUGGAAAAGCACUUAUCCGAUCAUGAAACCCUGGACAGUGGGUCGGCUAAAUGUGAUACCUGUGGCAAGUGUUUCAGCAACCUGAACAUUUUGAAGAACCACAUCAAAUACCGACAUGUUAAGCAAAUGGAGUACAUUUGCGACGUUUGUUCCAAAGGUUUUUAUAUGCGAUCAACUUUCCUGACGCAUCGGAAAACGCACGAGUUACCGGCCGAAGAGCUACGCAAGCAGUGUCCGAUUUGUUCCAAGUGGUGCAAAAAUCACGACUACUGGAAGGUGCACGUGCGCCGUCACAAAGACGAAGGAGAGCUGAGUUGUGAUGUGUGCGGACACAUCUCGCCCAAUAUGAUGGCACUGAAGGCUCACAAGGGUCGUAUGCAUUCGGGGCCUCGAAUUUUCCCGUGCACUUUCUGUGGAAAGGAGUACGCCAGGAAAAUCACCCUUAAGGAACAUGUCGCGGCUGCUCAUACCGGCGAUGUUUUGUAUCGAUGCCCACACUGUGACCGAUCGUUCCAUUCCAGUGCCAAUAUGCAUUCGCAUCGGAAGAAAAUGCACCCGAAGGAAUGGCUUGAACAGCGGAUGGCAAGGUACGGGAAAAACGGUAGCAACAGUGGUCAAUGUGCUACUGUUGCUCCGGAGGUUACUGCGAGUAUCAGCAGUGCAAAAUAAAAUUUAUUUUAGAGCGUGA
Molecule: messenger RNA, 1827 nt
Organism: Uranotaenia lowii
Lineage: Eukaryota; Metazoa; Arthropoda; Insecta; Diptera; Culicidae
Product: transcription factor grauzone-like
Exons: 2
Coding region: 186-1808 (540 amino acids)
Biological process (GO): regulation of transcription by RNA polymerase II
Cellular component (GO): nucleus
Molecular function (GO): zinc ion binding; DNA-binding transcription factor activity, RNA polymerase II-specific; RNA polymerase II transcription regulatory region sequence-specific DNA binding
Source: RefSeq, a predicted model, not a curated record